AUGACAUUAAUCGUCACUGAUUUACAAAAAUCAUGGUUACGGCGCUCGCCCAGGCCAGCCGUGGGGGCGGGACUGGCGAGGCACGGCGGGGCGCCGACGACGAAGGGAGGCAGGGGACGUGCGCUCCCGGGGCUGGGCAAGGAUGGCGACGAGGGGGCGCGAUGGAGGCGGCGGGCGCGGGUGGCAGAGGAGCAGCAGCGGGCACCUUGGAGCGGGGCGGAGGCGAGCGGCGGGUCCGGCGAGCUGCAGCAGCGCCUGCGAGGCAGGGCAGCGAGGGGCGCGGGCGAGGGCUCGGCAGGUGGGGCGCGCACCGCGAGCAGGGCGCGGCACGGGCGGGCGGCGCGCACAGGGUGCGGCUGCGGCGGGGGCCGAAGUGGACGGCGCGAGCGCUGGGUGGAGCGGGGCCGCGGUGAGCGCGGCCGGGGCGAUGCAGCGCGUGGCCGACGCGGCCGUGGUGAGCGCGGACGGGCGCGGUGGCUGCGCACGGUGGGUACGGGGUGGCGGCGGCACGUGGUCGUGGCUAACGGCGUGCGAGGGCAGAGGGCAGAGGGGAAGAGGCCGGGGGCCUCACCGUUGGGCGUAGGGUCAAGGGCAGUGGGGCCCGAGGUGGGGGACGGGGACGACGAGCGACGAGCGGCGCCGGCGAUGGGCGCAAGGGACGACGGGGCGCGCUGUGUUGAUGACGAGUUGGUGCCGGCGACGUCGAGCGGCGGGGCGACGCCGGGGGUGGGCGCCGACGUCGGGGGGGCGAGCGCCCCCGAUCCAGAUCGGGUCGUGGGGGGAGAGAGGAGCGAGGGGGCCGGGAGGAGUGGGGGUGUUUAG
Molecule: messenger RNA, 822 nt
Organism: Aegilops tauschii subsp. strangulata
Lineage: Eukaryota; Viridiplantae; Streptophyta; Magnoliopsida; Poales; Poaceae
Source: RefSeq, a predicted model, not a curated record